This is a messenger RNA of Oenanthe melanoleuca, 3958 nucleotides long. RefSeq lists its product as uncharacterized. The record is from RefSeq and is a predicted model, not a curated record. Lineage: Eukaryota; Metazoa; Chordata; Aves; Passeriformes; Muscicapidae. The coding region runs from base 1 to 612 and encodes 203 amino acids. The transcript is spliced from 5 exons.
AUGGCAGUGGAGCUUCAGAACCCUCUGCAGGCUCAGGGGUGCUCAGACAAGCCGCUACCUCAGAGCGCCCCGGGAGGGAUCAUCGGGAUCGUGGGAGGCGUCGUGGCCGCCGUCUUCAUCAUCGGCGUGGUGGUGGCCGUCAUCGUGCUGUACCGGCGGCAGCACAAGAGCCGCUCCGAGCCCGGCCACGACCUGAUUGACCUCCCUCCAUCCCACAAACCUGCCCCUCCACCAAAGAGGAAACAGGACAUGAAAAGCCACCUGACUCCAGAAGACAUCCAGGUUGUUCACUUGGACAACAUGAAACACGAGGAGGAGAUCCAGAAGUUCCCUCUGCAGACUCCCUACUAUGACAUGGCAGCCCCUGAGCCCUCUCCCUACAGUGACAAACUGAACUUUGGAAAGUGUCACUCAGAGAUAUCGAAUGCGAGUGAUUACCUGACCCGCUGUUACUCACAUGAAGAUCGAUAUCUGGAGAAGAUCCCUCAUGUCUAUGCCCCCUUGUCAGACCUCCCACAAGAUCUCUAUCCUCACCACCCUGACAUCUCCUUCUGCUGCCCACCUCCUGGCUCCCGGGCUCCUUACAUCUGUCCUAAGGAACAGUAUGUUUAAAGUGUCAACACGGCAAAAAAAACCAAAAAAAAAAAAGGAAGAAACUCAUGGUUUUCACUCUCCUGCCUCUCAACAACCAAGGCUUCCAGCCUCCCUUCCCUCUGCCAUCGCUCAUUUUACUGAUUGGUUUUUAAAUCCGGGUGCAAUUGCCAUGAUUAGUUCCAAGUGUCUGCCUGGCUUUGCUAACGCUGAAGGGAACACUCUGCCUCCUCCCACCUCCUCUCCAGUACCUGCAUCUUUCUUUUCUCCUCCUGGCUCUGUGUGUGCAUGUGUCUGGCAGCUGCCCUGUGGUGGAUGGGAUGUGCCCAGCCCAGUCCAGUGUCCGUAGGUUUCCCCCUGUGUCAGUUCCUGCACUCCUUGCACCGGGUGUGGAUUAUUCACAGCCCUCGCUGCAGCUUCUGUGAGGUUUUACAGCACAGCCACUGCUCAGAUCUGAGGCUGUGCCUUUGGUUUUUUUGGUUUUUUUUCCCCCUCUGCUCCUUUUCCCCCUUGGAAGUGGGGAUAGCAAAUCCCCUUCUGUGCAGAGCUGAACAGCCAAGAAUGCUGAACCAAAUCAUAAGAUGCUUAUAAUGAAAGAUGCUCAAAACCAACCCAAAAAUAGAGAUCAGGACUUGGUUUAGGCGGUUUGUUUCUGUCCUUUUCCCUUCCUGCUCCCACUCUCAAUCUCUUGCAUUGACUCUUUUAAAGAGGACUAUUUUGGAGUCAACACAUUUGGAGAAAGCAUCCUUUAAAUUACAGGUCUGAUAACCUGAAACCCAAAGGAGAAAAUAAUUAUAAAGGAAAACAUUCUCUCUAAUUUUCCUUCCAAAGCCUAACGUGGCCCCCCACGAGCUUUUCCCCCCUCUCUUCCUCACAUCUGUUGAUUGGAAUUUUAAAAUUAACUCAGGCAGAAUAUGAAGAAUAAAUUAGAAUUUCAGGUAAUCUCCUUGCUCUUAAUGAAGGAUAAAAGCCAAUAGAGGAAUCUGGCCUUUUAACUUUUAUAAAAGCAUCUUAGUUUUGGGACUACACCUUUUUUUUGAUAUUGGAAUGUGUGUGGGUGUGUAAAUCCAAACCUGUACAUUCCUGUGACCACGAAGUAUUUUAGAGAAGGGAAUUAAUCUCCACAUCACAUUUGUGUUCACUUGUAUUAGAGAAAAAAAAAAAAAUAUCGAUAUACACUUCAAUGUAUAUAAAAGCAAAGAAGAGGAAGAGGAGGACAAGGAGUGAACAUCCUGCCUAAGAGCUUGGUUUCAGGGAUAACUUCCUUCUGUUUCACCCCUGGCAUGGAAGAGGGGACAGCUGGGAUGGUUCUGAACAAGGGGAUAAAUCUCUGUGGCCAGAGAUUUGCUCCUUUGCUUCGGCUCAGCUUGGGAAUUUGGCAUUUUGCAGACACUAAAACCCCUCUGGAAAACGUGGGGAUGCUUGAGCUGAGGGCACGUGGGAGGAGAGGUGGGCACCACACCUUUAUCCUGCUGCCAGGCACCCAAAACCUGUACAGGUGAGAAAUGAAACUGCCAGCAGGUGACAGCUCCUGCCAGGGGAGGUGUGACCACCCUGAUGUCCCCCUGAAAGGCACAAAACUCCCCCAGCUCUUCCCAGUGCAGGAGACAGGAUGGUGCUGUCACCAGGACAAGGUUUGUGGGGGGAAUUGUGCCCCUGGAGAGGGGUUUUCCUCACACUGAAUGGCAGCUGAGAGACCUGGGGCUGCCUGGCUGGCUGAGGAGUGGAUGAAGGGGAAUUUUUGCUGCAUUUUUUGGCCAAGCUGGAACGGGCAGCAGCAGCUCUGCCACGUGCUGGUGCAUGGAGCACCCUCAGUCCCAAAGGAUCAGGGCAGUAGCAGCAGGACACAGCCUUAGAGCACUCCACACAGCUUUUCAACCCCAUCCUGCCAGUCCUGACUGAUGCAAACCUUUCUGGAAUCAUUUGUACUCACUUUUCCUCUGCCAGCAUCCAGAGGAUUCAGCUGCUCAUUCCCUCACACCAAAGGACUCCAGUGCUCUGUGUCUCAAUUCAGAAAAUGCAUUUUUCUCUCUGGUUUUCUCCCCAACACACCUUGGGUACUUUCUGGUUACCACAGAGCUGGAAACUGGGUGUGCUCUGAACUGAAGGCACAGCCACCACAUUCACCUCACACUGAAUCUGCCAAAUCUGCCUUUGCUCCCUCUCUUUGGGAAGGUGAGGAGGUGCUGGAAGCCCCACUGGUCUCUGAUGUCCUGGAAUCAACCCAGCACCACUGACCAUGAGGAAAAAAGCAGGAAAAAUCCAUUGCAAACUUCCCUCCCUGCACGCUGGAAUAACAGAGUGCUGCCUGUUCUGUGGUUUGAUUUGGAGCCUUCACCUGACGUGGUUUCAGACAGAUCCAGGAAUUUAAAUGAGAAGUGGAAUAUGUUCAGGUCUUCAGAUACAAGAGGAAAGAAGCCAGACAAAAUGAUUGCUUGCCAGAGGAGGCAGAGAACACGUUGCAGGUGCUUUUCUCUGCUGCCCAUGUCUGGGAUGAAGAUGCUUUGAUGAGGAAGGGGGAGGCAGGGAUACAAACUGCAGCAUUACAGAAAAACUCUGCUUGCCUCGUGCAGCUUUGAACCUGAGCUGCCCACAGAAGUCUGCCACAAAGGGUUUUACUGGGCUUGCAGCAAAGCAAAAGGAUUUCAAUCCUCCUGGAACAGGUAAAAGGCAGGAGCAGCCUCAGCUCCAAGCAGCAGUUUGACUUAUGCACUGGUGUUUAACCCAGGAAUGUCUUGGCUCUCUCUGCCUCUCCUCAAGAGCUGGGCUGAUCUCAAAAAAAUGGCAAGAGGGACUCGCCACACACCACCAAAUUCCACCCUAGGAAAAGGGGGAAAACCCUGCAGGAAAACCCUGGAGCAAGAAACAGUGACUCCACUGUUCUGGUUUUACAAAUCUGUGCUUGGAAAUGGUUCUGACCCAGGGCUCUUGCUCCUCACUCCCCCUCCCUGCUGUCACACUGAGCUUGCCCAAUGGCUCUUCCCAAACCUCCCUGCACCUGCCAGGGGUUUAAUCCUCACUGUGCUCCAGGAUAAGGCUGCCCAUGCCUGGGGAGUGGCAGGUGCAGAAAUCAGGGCCAGGGGGAGGUGUUCUCCUGCUGAAUUGACUCCAAAGGCCCCUGCCCUGGAGGCUGAGCCAUCCAGCAGCACUGCUGGGCGUGGGCUGCUGAACGAGUCCAACUGGAAACUGGUGGAGUGGGAUCCCGAGGGCUGGCAGUCAUGGGAGGAGCUGUAUUGUAGGGUAGAGAGUCACUGAGGUUGAAAAGCCCUCCGAGGUGGAGCUGUUCUUCCUGCCAGCAGGGUGAAAUGUCACGGGUUCUGUUCCAUGUGUUGGUGGCACUGACACCAGAGCUCUUGCAGAUGGAAAA